This is a messenger RNA of Aspergillus puulaauensis, 1611 nucleotides long. Its product is annotated as amidohydrolase. Lineage: Eukaryota; Fungi; Ascomycota; Eurotiomycetes; Eurotiales; Aspergillaceae. The transcript has a single exon. Gene Ontology annotation, molecular function: hydrolase activity, acting on carbon-nitrogen (but not peptide) bonds. The record is from RefSeq and is a predicted model, not a curated record. Bases 1 to 1611 code for a protein of 536 amino acids.
AUGACGUCUGUCUUCCGAAACGGCCGCAUUUUUGCCCCAUCUCGAUCCUCCUCCGGGGAUGGAUGCGAAUUCGCCGAUGGCAUGAUCAUUAAAAAUGACCGGAUUUCAUAUAUCGGAUCGCUAGAUUCCACCACCGUCCCCGAUAAUGCGACAGUCAUUGACCUGGAGAACCGCAUUGUGCUUCCCGGUUUCAUUGACGCCCAUGUUCACAUUCUGCAAUACGGACAUUCCCUGCGCAAAGUGAACCUCAUUGAAUGCAUUUCACUCAAGCAUAUCCGGGAGACAAUCUCGACAUACGCAAAGGCAAAUCCAUCUGUGCCUCGCAUCCUCUGCCGGGGUUGGAUCCAGUCCUCCACCAAAGGCAUCGCCCUAGCCAGCAUGUUAGAUGACCUUGACCCGCGUCCCGUUUUUAUCGAUUCAUUUGAUCUCCAUUCCAUGUGGUGUAACUCCGCUGCUCUCGAUGAGAUGAAGGUCCACUCUGCCCCUGAUCCUCCUGGUGGUACUAUCCAUCGGGAUGAAAACGGGAGAGCGUCUGGUCUGUUGGAUGAGUCUGCAUUGGUGAACCUCGCUUGGCCAUAUCUGGACAGCCUCUACUCGACACAAGAUAAAAUCGGCGCUCUGGACGUAGCGGUUUCUUCAUAUACAGCGGCUGGCUAUACCGGAGUGGUGGACAUGGCCAUGGACCAGGAUACAUGGGACCUUCUCGACCAGUACCGCAGGGAAAAGUCCUUUCCUUUCCAUAUUGCAGCGCACUGGCUCAUCCCGUUCUCGAACGACCAGCAAGCCAACUUCAAGCAUGUCGAUCGAGCCAUCGAGCUCAGGAAGACCUUCAGGGACCCUACUUUCUGCAUUGCUGGGAUUAAGCUCAUCUGCGACGGUGUUGUUGACGGAUGCACUGCUGCUCUGUUCCAGCCAUACACAGGCAAGUCAAAACCAGAAGAUCCUAUCUGGCCAGUCGAUAUGUUGAAGGAGGUGGUCCAACGAGCAGAUGAAGCAGGCCUGCAAUGCGCCAUUCACGCCAUUGGAGAUAAAGCCAUUAACCAAGCCAUCAAUGUUCUAUCAGAAGUCGGCACCCUAGGACGCAGGCACAGAAUCGAGCAUCUCGAAUUGACAUCCUCUGAAGAUGCAAAGCGCCUCGGACAGCUGGGAAUUACUGCAUCGGUUCAACCAGUUCACUCAGAUCCAGCUCUCUUCAAGGCAUGGCCGGGUCUGAUCGGCCGGGACAGGUGUAAACGCGCGUUUGCUUAUAAGGAGUUCACAGACGGGGGAGCACCUCUCGCUAUUGGGACUGAUGCUCCUACCGCAGCCCACUUUCCGUUCCCGAAUCUCUAUAACGCAACAACCAGACGCUCAGCGCUUGAACCUGAGUCCACCAAGACUGUGAAUCCCCAUUUCGGCCUUGGCUUAGCUGAGGCGACAGCGGCUGCGACUACAGGCGCGGCGUAUGCGCGCUUUGCUGAUUCCUGGACUGGCUCGUUAAAGGCAGGGUUGAGUGCGGAUUUUCUGGUGGUGGAUAUGCAGUGGGCUCAGGACAGGCUUCUUGAGGCAAAGGUUGCCCAGACGUGGUAUAAGGGGAAGAAAGUGUAUGAUGUGGAUGCGCCAGAGGUUUAG